Physella acuta is the source of this 3137-nucleotide messenger RNA. RefSeq names its product sphingomyelin phosphodiesterase 5. Gene Ontology annotation, cellular component: cytoplasm. Gene Ontology annotation, molecular function: sphingomyelin phosphodiesterase activity. The record is from RefSeq and is a predicted model, not a curated record. Lineage: Eukaryota; Metazoa; Mollusca; Gastropoda; Physidae.
CAAAUGCACUCAAAACAAUAGUCAAAGUCAGAGGACCUAGAUUAAAGCGGCUCACCUACAAAAUUGUAUUUUUAUCUUAUCUAAAAUAUAGACCUGCUUUUGGUAGAUUCCACUUUAAAAAACUACUGGGCUCUUCAUCAAUAAAGAAUCGCAGAAUACUCUGAUCAAAAUGGCUGUGGAAAAUGAUUCUGGAGUCUCUUAUCUGUGUCUUAAGAUAGCCAGAACUUUCCUCUAUCCCAGCUUUCUUGCAUUUAAUUUGCUCAUGAGCCUUUAUAUUACAACAUUUGAGGAAGAAAAGUACCCAAAUACAAUUUUUAUUAAAAAAGUUCUACUCACCCCAGUGUACGGGGCACUUUUUAUUCUAUUUCUUCCUCUUCUCAUAAUUUUUCUCCCUGUACGAUGUGGUAUAUUAUACUUCCGUAAAAAUCAUUUCAUGGUAUCUGUCAAGCAUACAACACUCACAGAGUCUCAACGCCUAUUCCAGAACGAUCUCAUUAGAAGUGGGAAGUAUAAAUUUGGCAUAGCAACAGCUAAUUUGUGUCUUAUGCCUGAACUGGCCUCUAAAAUGAAUCAUCUGAUAAAUGUUAACUACAGAGCAAGAAAAAUUGGGGAAAAAAUACUUGCAAACCAGUUCUUCAAUGAUGAAUGGAACAGCAAAGAGAUGGAAUGGAAGAUAUCAAAAAAUAAAUCUCAAACUUUCACAACUUCUAACUCUGGAGACCAUGAUAGAGGGAUAGAGCUUGAGGGAAAUGUUUGCACCAACUUUCCACGUGUUGAUAUAAUGGCCAUUCAAGAAGCUUGGUCCAGUUAUCACAAUAAAACUCUAAUGAAAGAACUGCACAAAGUAUUUCCGUACAUUGUACAUGAUGCUGGUGUUCAUUCCUACAGCAAUAAUGCAUUUUUUCUAAAUAGUGGCCUUUUGAUAGCAAGCAAGCAUCCCAUCCUUGCUAUUGAUUUUAAGCCAUUUUCACAUUUUGUCAAGCAUGGAAGAGUACUCUCCAAUGGCCUUCUAAUGGUCAAGGUAGCAUUAGGAGACCAAAAGAAUAGUGGCAGCUAUGUGGGUUAUGUUUUCAACACUCACCUACAAUCUUAUCAAGGUAAAGAUCAAAUAAUUCCCAAACAGUUGGAUGAGAUCAGAGCCUGGAUCAGCCAGUUUACUGAGAGAAAUAGGAGAGAUGGAGACAACAUCCUAUUCAGUAUUAUUUGUGGGGAUUUUAACUUUGACACUUUUUCACCAGCUGAUAAAGAAAGCACACAACAUCCAAUAUUUUCAGAGUUUGUUGAUUUUUGUAGAGUUAGAGCUGGUCUUGAUAAGCCAUGGACUGUUGGUACUGAAAUGAGGCCAGAGUUUAUGUUGGACAGUCCUGUAACAACACAAGAAGGUCUGAAAAAAGUUUUAGAAGAUCCUGUUCUGCGUCAGUGCCAUAUAGUGGAUGCUGACAUUAUUGAACACAGUAAAGAGGUGAUUGUCAGCGGCUCAGUCAAGAAGGAUGAACAUGGGAAUGUAAAGCUGUUUCCAGAAGGUGGAAGGCGGAGAAUUGACUACAUACUGUAUAACAAAUCAUACCCACUGAAGGUUGAGAGCUACAGUUUUGUUACAAAGCUUGCUGGCCUCACCGAUCACAUUCCAGUUGCUAUGGAGUUCAUGUGUGAAGGAUUGAAGUAAACUAUCUACUCUUUAGUUUUUAUUUGUUUAAAACAGAAAAAUGGCAAAUUCUUAUGUGGUAUAGUUAGUUUUAAAAAGUAACUCAUGGUUACAUUUUUAUAGGUGUUUUUUUUUCAUCAGUUGUUAAUUAGAAAAACUUAAUUGAUAUACCCUUGUUAUAAUGUUAUGCCAACUUUACAAAAUUAUUGUCAUUGACUUAUGUCUCAUCAUUUAAAAGUGAUUUAGUAGUUAAUUGUAAUAGCUUGUAAAUUAUUAUACUACAGCUAAUGUUUUUUAUGUACAUUCUGUUAUGACACAACAAUCAUGUUAAUGUUAAUGCAACAAUUAUAUACAAAUAUAAAUAUUUUUAUAUAUCUGCUAUACAUCCCGCCAUGAAUUCAAACUAAUUUACAGUUGAAAUAUGCCAAGUUGUGUUACUAAAAUAAGCAAUAUGUACUGCCAUUAGAAUUUUCUUUUUACUAUUAAGUGUUGCUUUUUCAAGACCAUUGAACUUUCAACAUAAUUUAUUGCAGCUUUUGUUAGUAAUAUGUUGUUUUUCUUCUUUCUUUAUACUAAGAUACAUUACUGUUUAUUUAUCACUUAAUUUUUUUUUUAGUGUUUCUGUAAUAAAAAGGCACUUCAAUGCAUCAGACAUUUUUUUAUUUUAAGUUAUAUAAAAUAAUGUCACAUUAGAUUACAGCAAAAAGCUAUCCCCAGUAUUUGUUUGUUGGACCAAAUUUCAUUUUAUAAAAUAAUGUAUCAUUACCAAUUGUGAACUCACAAUUCUGUUUCCUUUUUAGAUAUUUCUAAUAUUUAUAUUGUAAAAUACAGCUAACAGUAUUAGAAGAGAUUAUCUGCCUUACUUGUAGAAACUCAUCCAAUACUUAUGUGAACAUUUCUUAAAGUAUGAUACAUUUUUUAUUUACCCCAGAUCUCAUUACAAACUAUUAUUCACAAUAAUAUAUAAAUCUUUAGAUUGUUGUUAAAGCAUUGUUUUUCUGCAAUCCAUUUCAUGUGAUAAUAAUUAAAUUAUCUGUUUUAUGAUAUAUAAAAAAACAGUAAAUGUUUGCCAUCUAUAUACAAUUUUAAUAUUUUGCUUUAAACAGUUAUAGUAAUUAAUUUUUUCAUCCAUCACCAUUAAAAAAAUACUAGUUUGUAAAAUAAUAAGACAAUAUAAUCACAAUUAUGGCUGCAUUGUUUGUGGACGGCUUUGGAGAUUUUAUUAAAACUGUAUUUUUUGUCCCUGUAAUCUGUUUUCAAUUUUUAUGACAUGGUGCAUUGCUGGAUUUCCUCAUGACUAUUCAUUGUGCUGAUAGCACUUUGAUCCACUGUUGAUAUGUUUACUUACUUAACCAUUUUUAAACAAAAGUAUACAUUGACUGGUAUGAAAAUUCUAGUCCUAUUUUUUUAAAUUAAAUUUGACAUCUUAAAAAACUAUCUCAAGAUUUCUAGAAAAUUAAUUGAGGUACAUCAUGUUUUAAUGAAUUAUAAA